UGCUUCUGCCCCUACAAGGUUUGGGACGCAGUGGGGGAGGGUCUUGGCCCCCGGCUCCGCCCGGUCCCUCCCCGCCUUUUAGGCGCCCGCGCGGCAGGGACAUCCCAGUCCCGCUUGGUGCUCCUCGCCCGCCACCCGUGCGCCCAGUCCGCGAGGCCAGCCCAGUUCUCCCGGUCCGCACUGCCCGCCGGCCGGCCCGUCCCCCACCGCAACCAUGGACGCCAUCAAGAAGAAGAUGCAGAUGUUAAAACUGGACAAGGAGAAUGCCAUCGACCGCGCAGAGCAGGCCGAGGCCGACAAGAAGCAAGCUGAGGACCGCUGCAAGCAGCUGGAAGAGGAGCAGCAGGCCCUCCAGAAAAAGCUCAAAGGGACGGAGGACGAGGUGGAAAAGUAUUCUGAGUCAGUGAAGGAUGCCCAGGAGAAGCUGGAGCAGGCUGAGAAGAAAGCCACUGACGCUGAGGCAGAUGUGGCCUCCCUGAACCGCCGCAUCCAGCUGGUAGAAGAGGAGCUGGACCGGGCGCAGGAGCGUCUGGCCACAGCCCUGCAGAAGCUGGAGGAGGCUGAGAAGGCAGCUGAUGAGAGCGAGAGAGGAAUGAAGGUCAUCGAAAACCGAGCUAUGAAGGAUGAGGAGAAGAUGGAGCUGCAGGAGAUGCAGCUGAAGGAGGCCAAGCACAUCGCCGAGGAUUCGGACCGCAAAUAUGAGGAGGUGGCCAGGAAGCUGGUGAUCCUGGAAGGAGAGCUGGAGCGCUCUGAAGAGAGAGCUGAGGUGGCUGAGAGCCGAGCCAGGCAGCUGGAGGAGGAGCUUCGAACCAUGGAUCAGGCCCUCAAGUCCCUGAUGGCCUCAGAGGAGGAGUAUUCCACCAAAGAAGAUAAAUAUGAAGAGGAGAUCAAACUGCUGGAGGAGAAGCUAAAGGAGGCUGAGACCCGAGCAGAGUUUGCCGAAAGGUCGGUGGCCAAGUUGGAGAAAACCAUCGAUGACCUGGAAGAUGAAGUCUAUGCACAGAAGAUGAAGUACAAGGCCAUCAGUGAGGAGCUGGACAACGCGCUCAAUGACAUCACCUCCCUCUGAGCCUCUCACCAGUGCGGCCCGCGGCCCCCUCUCUCUUCUCCUUUCCAUUCUCUCUCUGGGAAGCAGGGCCAGCAGGAGGAGCAGAAAUUGCCAACACUGCACAGCCAGGCUGGGUGCAGCCUAGGAGAGCCCCCGCCACAUCCGCUGCCCAUCCUGGCACUUGCUUCAUCCUUCUAUAUCCGUCCACUCCUCCCUCUCCCCGCCGGCCUCCACCACUCUCUGCUGCUUAAUAAACUCCAUUUGGUCUCCACGCUGUUUUCCUGCCCUCUAAAGAGCACUGGUUCACUGCUGAGACCCUGGCUCCUAUGGGCACCCCUAAUCUUGUGACUCCCUCCCACACUGAGCUCACCCACAAAACACUGAGGCCCACCCCAGAACCCCCUCUGCAUGAGUCUCACUGCUGCAUGUGGGCACGUAUGACUGUGUCAGUCACUGCGGGCCCUCUGGUGCCUCUGAGAUACACGCCCUUCUGCAAACCCAGGCAUGUCACUGCCCUUGGAGUGCUCAGCUGAGAUUCCAGGAUAUAAAGGAAUGGCUGGAAGGGGAAUGGGCUGCUGAGGUGCAAGGGAGGGGUGCAAGGUUGUGAAGGGUCCGGGAUGACGUCUGGAAUGACGCUGGAUGCCAGCAACGUGGGGGCUUUUCGCUGCAGGUCUGUUUUCUGCCUCGAGUUUGUCUAUCUGUCGGACACUCCCUUUCCUGACUCAGUCUUUGUCUUUCCUCCUGUUUCCAACUCUCUUGAACCUUCUAAAAAAGGAGGGUAAAUUAGUUUAUGACUCGGGCCUUCCCAUUUCACCUCCAUGGCCCCGAAGCCUUGAGUGAGGCAUCCCUGUCUUGGUCAGUCCGUCUCUCUGUCCCACCCAAGGGGUCCUCAGAUCCCUAAAUGUUUGUGUUUGUCUGCCUCCAACCCACUCCGUGUCUGUUCGUCACACCCCCUGUCCAUGCCUCCCCACCCCACCCCUGCUCACGGGUUGCUUCCCCUCGCAGAGACCUUGGCCAGUGCCAAGGAGGAGAACGUGGAGAUCCACCAGACCCUCGACCAGACACUGCUGGAGCUCAACAACCUCUGAGGGCUGGCCCUGCCCCAGCCAGGCUAGCUGCCACCCCACCAAUAAAUGGAUGUCACCAGCA
This is a messenger RNA of Cervus elaphus (red deer), 2197 nucleotides long. It is a transcript of the gene TPM2, whose product is annotated as tropomyosin 2. The record is from RefSeq and is a predicted model, not a curated record. The coding region runs from base 215 to 1069 and encodes 284 amino acids. Gene Ontology annotation, biological process: actin filament organization; muscle contraction. Lineage: Eukaryota; Metazoa; Chordata; Mammalia; Artiodactyla; Cervidae. The transcript is spliced from 9 exons. Gene Ontology annotation, molecular function: actin filament binding. Gene Ontology annotation, cellular component: actin filament.